ACAAAUCUUAUGGUGGGGGAAGAACCAGGGGCAUUGAACAAAGGUUGACUGCGUCGGUCGAGGAGCCGGCGCCGCAUUCACGAUUCAAACAUGGCAGCGGCUACCAGCGUUGUCGUGCUCGACAGGGGCAACAAUACCACCUGCACGAUUAAUUUACACGGAGCCACCGUGGUAUCCUGGCGAGUAAAUAAUCAGGAACAACUAUUUGUUAGUAAACAGGCUGUCUUUGAUGGGAAAAAAGCUAUCAGAGGAGGCAUUCCAUUUGUUUUCCCGCAAUUUGGAGCAUGGACGUUUGGACCGCCUCACGGGUUCGCCAGAAUUGUACGCUGGAAUGUGGAGAAGUCACCUGAGCGGUUGCCAAGUGGCGACGUUGAAGCAAUAUUUUCCAUCAUGGACAGUGAAUUCACUCGAUCGAUGUGGAAUUAUCCUUUCAAAUUGACAUACAGGCUAAUUCUUCGGGAAAAGGAAUUACAUUUCAACAUCGGUAUAUACAAUCCCAGUAAAGACCAUACAUUUAGUUUCAAUUUGUUGCUGCACACCUACUUCAAGGUACCGGACGUUAGACGAUGCCAGAUUACAGGCCUUCACGGAUGCACGUUUAUCGACAAGACAAGGGACAAUCAAAUCUUUCAAGAGGGUCGCGACGUGGUGACCGUGUGCGAAUGGACAGAUAGAAUUUAUCAAAAUACACAACCGGAACACAUAAUUACUAACGUUGUGUCCGGUAGGAAAAUGCGAGUACAAAAAUAUAAUUUUCCUGACACGGUGGUAUGGAACCCCUGGCAAGAAAAGGCUCGUGAUAUACCUGAUUUCGGUGAUGACGAGUUUCCAAACAUGAUUUGUGUGGAAAGCGGACACGUUAGUAGUCCAGUCAUAUUACUACCAGGGACAGCCUUUGAGGCCAGUCAAAUCUUACAGGUAAUGUGAGUAGAGGGUGGAUCAACGUCACAUACAACAGCCGUAAAUAAUGGAAAUUCGCUGCUUCCAAUCUCCUCCACGUCAGGU
Messenger RNA from Megachile rotundata (alfalfa leafcutting bee), 1005 nucleotides. RefSeq lists its product as uncharacterized. Gene Ontology annotation, cellular component: cytoplasm. Lineage: Eukaryota; Metazoa; Arthropoda; Insecta; Hymenoptera; Megachilidae. The record is from RefSeq and is a predicted model, not a curated record. Gene Ontology annotation, molecular function: glucose-6-phosphate 1-epimerase activity; carbohydrate binding. Gene Ontology annotation, biological process: carbohydrate metabolic process.